AUGGAAAAUGAGAUACGAGACUCAACACAUCAUAUUGAGACCGUGAACGGGACAGGCACGGAAAUGGCCAGCAACAUGAUCAACAGCUCUUCACCAGCGAGCCCGGGGCUCUCAGGUGGAAUGUCAAGGAGAGCAGACUUCCAGAGUCACGGUCGGGCUCUAUCAAUGGUGACUGGAUCAUCGGCUCCCGUUCGGCCUAAUCGACUGUCUGUUCAAUUCCCCAUUCAACGCUCGAGUAUGAACAGCCCAGUGGUGGGAACUAUGUCAUCGCCUCGAGACUCGACUAUGCCUACACCGGAGCAGCUGGUAGACCCAAGCGAACCGCUAGACGGCAAUUUCCUCCAUGCAAUCGCGACUUCAGAGCGUAAAGUUCUUGAGCUAAAAGAGGAGCUGCAACGGGCACAGGCGGAUCUAGAGAAGCUGAAGAAGCAGUGGGCUAGACAUGAGGCGCAAAAAAAGAGAGAAGAUGUCAAACAUGUCACGAAAAUGCAGUCUCUGCAGACGUCGCCGCGUGUUGGGGACAGGGAGGAUGAUGCAGAUGGUUCGAGUGCAUGGAUGCAACAGGAAAUGGAACGACGGAAAGCAUUGAUGUCGGCGAGCAAGACCAGCAGUAGGACAGUCCUCCCCGGACAACGGCAUACCAGAACCCUCUCGCUGCUAUCGUCGCCCAGAGACAUGCCGGGGACCACGCCCACCAUGCAACCACCUCGGCCACCUCGGCGAGACAGUCUGAAGCAUGUCACGAGACACAGCGCGGAUGGAGACAUGCAAUCAAGAAGGCCUGCGCCGUUGAGUCGGACGUCCACGGCAAUCGACACGGGCAGCAAUUCUACCGUAGGACGAAGAAGUGCAGAUGCAAUAAUGCCGGACAAGAGCAUCGACCAAGAGCUGCUUCUGCGUACUGGCAAGGAGCUCGCCACCAAUUUCAARGACGGACUGUGGACAUUUUGGGAAGACUUACGUCAAGCCACGGUAGGCGAGGAUACCGUGGCGGUGGCCCCUCCAACAAGGAAAAGCUCGACCCAGACAUUGGGUAAACCGAGGAAGCAGAACAGCAGAGGCAGUCUACGACCAUCCUCGAGGGAAUCGUCGGUUGCGAGUAAGGCUUCUACAGAAAGGCCGAACCCGCCCAACACAUCAACAGGAGCACUCCCUGAUCUGGCGGACCCUACAUUCUGGAGUUCGAACCAAGAAGCGAAGCCCGCUCCAACGAGGAAGGCCACGGUCUCAAAACACGCUAAAUCAAGUUCAGUGAAGAGGCUGUCCGUCGUCUCAAAUGAGCCGUGGGAUACAUGGGACGACAGUCCAGUAGCGUCUCGAUCAGGCUCAAGCGUCACGUCCGAGUCCAACACCAUACCAUCAACAGUAUCCGGUAGUCCAUACACUGCUGUGCAUUGCGAUUCGCAAGACGUCCCAAAGAAGGAUCCGAUCCCAUGGCCAGUGCUGAGGAAGACAUCAGGCGGGCUAGGCACACUGCGAAGAACAGCUUCUACAUUGAUGAAGGAAUGGGAGACAAGCUUAAGACCGUCACCUGGAGAGGAAUACAAUGGGAACGAUGACUUCCUAGGCGCCAACGCAGACGCCAUUACUUUCGGGACGAAAGCCAAGUCCCCCUGA
Ramularia collo-cygni is the source of this 1617-nucleotide messenger RNA. RefSeq lists its product as uncharacterized. The coding region runs from base 1 to 1617 and encodes 538 amino acids. Lineage: Eukaryota; Fungi; Ascomycota; Dothideomycetes; Mycosphaerellales; Mycosphaerellaceae. The record is from RefSeq and is a predicted model, not a curated record. The transcript has a single exon.